AUGCGUCGACGAAGCUACACAGCGGGUGGCGGGUCAGAGGGGGGGCGGCUUGUCGGCCGAAAGAUCCUGAAGCGGUGGGGGGACACCGUGAUCAGCGGCUACGUGAAGGACUACAACCCCCCCGUCGACGGCAAGCAGGAGUCUUGGACCCUGAGGCACGAGAAGAACUUCGACGGUGGCGAUGUCGAGGGGGACAACAGCGUGGGGGAGGACGAGGAGGUGGAUCGACCCGAGCUCGACAAGAGGCUCAACCUCCAGGCGGUGAUGGAGAGGGAGUUCCCCUCGGUAGCCAAGGAGUUCACCCCAGGCGUGUUCACGGGGGAGGUGGUGGAGAUCAAGCCGUCAGGCUUCACAGGACUGAAAGGAACGCUCUGGAAGAUCGAUUGCUAA
Molecule: messenger RNA, 390 nt
Organism: Ectocarpus siliculosus
Lineage: Eukaryota; Phaeophyceae; Ectocarpales; Ectocarpaceae
Source: the annotation of a GenBank genome assembly